UGCACAAACCAUCGGAAAUUAUAUAAGUUUAAGCAUUAAUGGCCGUCUCCUCCUCCUCCUCCUCCUCCAACACCAUAUUGAGCUCCACCUUCUCCGAACAAAACUGGGUUGUUCAAACCCGAAAAAACCUUGAAAAUGAGACACCAUUAGACCUAAAAAUACCGAUUGCUGUUUGCCAUGUACCCAACUCCAUAAGUGUCACAAAUCCCGAAGCUUAUGCUCCUCAAGUGAUAGCAUUAGGGCCCUACCAUUAUUUACGGCCCAAGCUCUAUCAUAUGGAGCGAUACAAAAUCGAAAUGGUCAAGUCUUACUGGAGACCUGACCAAAUCGGUUUUGUGGUCAACAAGCUCAAGGAAAUGGGACCAAAGAUCCGAGGUUGUUACCACAAGUACCUUGAUUUGGAGGAUGACACUUUAGCCUUGAUGCUUGCCAUUGAUGGGAUGUUUCUGAUUUACCUUUUGAGUAAACGGUUGAAUAGUUUUGAUGAUAACGGUAGUGUUUUUAGCGACGUUAUGAUGCUCGAGAAUCAAAUCCCAAUGAUUGUUUUGGAGGAAAUUGUGAAAUCGAUCGGCUCGUCGAAAAACGAUGAUCAUGCUAAACUGUUGUCAAUGAUGCAGGUCUUUUGUGAGUCUCAAUCGCCUUUUGAGUUGCAAUCAUAUGAGAGAGUCUUCCAAGAAACAAAAGUUCUUCACUUGUUGGAUCUUUUACAUAUGAUGAUCACUAUGAGUCAAAGCAGUGACAGAGAUUUUCAGACUCCAUCAUGGGCGGCUUCUGGUCAAGUAGAAUUAUCGCGACACACAUCAAUAAAGUUAGAACUCGAACCCGAUAACGAUCAAUUGCUCGAAAAUGCAAAAGAAAUCUUAGCAAGUGAAGUAUUAAGUUCAAUAAAACCGAUUCGGUUGAUCACCACCUUACCAUGGAAUAUGAUAACGAAUAUACUCGGUCACAAUUCAGGUCGAAAAGAAAUUUCCACCACAAAUCCACUAGUUGAAGAGAUAGAUAUUCCUACAGUUUCACAACUAUCCAAAAUGGCCCGAAUCAAUUUCAAGCCUUUAAAUGGAGAAACCUUAAAAGCGUGCUUUGAUCAUAUGACUGCCACACUUUACCUCCCUGUGGUUACUCUAAACGACAACUCAGAAGUUAUAUUGCGAAACCUUGUAGCUUAUGAAAUCGCUAGUAGCAGCAACUCUUCAGAGUAUGAAAACCAUGUAGUUGCAGGGUAUGUUGAUUUCAUGAGUGGCAUUAUUGACACUACUGAGGACGCACGUUUGCUUCGAAGUGCUGCUAUAAUUAAAGGGAACUUGACUGAUUUUCAGAUCGGGGUCUUGUUUAAUGGGAUGAAUAAAUCGUCAAAUGAAGUUUAUGAUGACACUGUUGCUAGAAUUAAUGCCUACUAUAAUCAGAGGUUCAAGGUGAAGGCGUAUAGUUUGGUGAAGAAAUAUGUAUACGAAUCGUGGAGAUUUCUAACCGUUGUUACUAUGUUGGUGCUCCUGUUGCUAAUGAUCUUGCAGUCGAUUUGUAGCGUAUAUGACUGUGAACGAGUUCUUAAAUGGUAGAUUAUUAUGUGGUACGUUAUGUCGAAAUUUACAUGUAUGGCGA
Messenger RNA from Lactuca virosa, 1599 nucleotides. Lineage: Eukaryota; Viridiplantae; Streptophyta; Magnoliopsida; Asterales; Asteraceae. The record is from the annotation of a GenBank genome assembly.